Molecule: messenger RNA, 483 nt
Organism: Limulus polyphemus (Atlantic horseshoe crab)
Lineage: Eukaryota; Metazoa; Arthropoda; Merostomata; Xiphosura; Limulidae
Product: ubiquitin carboxyl-terminal hydrolase 28-like
Exons: 2
Source: RefSeq, a predicted model, not a curated record
AAUUUUUUAAAGAUAUUUAAUUACUCUGAGUGUAAAUAUUCAUUCCAAACAAUUUUUCUGGACCAAUCAGAUAAGGAGAAGGUCCUGAGUUAUUCUCCAGCUAAUCUUAAUAUACUUCCUGAUGAUCUGAAGCGCUACGUUGAACAGGACAACAGAUUAUUUGAACAAGAAAUAGAAAAAUGGGACACUGAACAAACAUGGAAGAAGGAUGUAACUACCAUGACAGUAGCCAGUAGUCAGUCUGGAGAUGAUGUGCUUCUAGAAGAAAAAAGUAUAGGAAAAAACAUUGGAAAUAGAAUUGUUCAGGCACAUACUGAGUAUAACUCACUCCAAGCUGAGCAUGCCUACCAAGUUCAUAAAGCUACCAUUGCUAAGGUCCAACAAGUAGCUGGCACUAUAUCCACCAAAGGACCAGAAGCAGGACUGGAUGAGGUAAGAUCCAAUAAGUGUUUUUCAUUGUAAGCAUUUUGAUCCUGAAGUAGA